Molecule: messenger RNA, 820 nt
Organism: Ornithodoros turicata
Lineage: Eukaryota; Metazoa; Arthropoda; Arachnida; Ixodida; Argasidae
Gene: Prosalpha2
Product: proteasome subunit alpha type-2
Exons: 7
Coding region: 70-774 (234 amino acids)
Biological process (GO): ubiquitin-dependent protein catabolic process; proteasomal protein catabolic process
Cellular component (GO): proteasome core complex; proteasome core complex, alpha-subunit complex
Source: RefSeq, a predicted model, not a curated record
GCUCAGCAACAGUGGGCAAGCGUGAAUCGCGGAAAAAAUAGCAGAACGGGCAAGCUCCUAUAAAAAACGAUGGCAUCUGAACGUUACAGCUUCUCUUUAACAACAUUCAGCCCUUCUGGAAAGUUAGUGCAGAUAGAGUAUGCACUGGCAGCUGUAGCUGCAGGAGCUCCUUCAGUUGGAAUUAAAGCGUCAAAUGGAGUCGUUCUGGCAACUGAGAAGAAACACAAAUCAGUUCUAUACGAAGAACAUAGCAUUCACAAGGUGGAGAUGGUGACAGAUCACAUCGGGAUGGUCUACAGCGGCAUGGGGCCCGAUUACCGGCUGCUGGUGCGGCGUGCUCGCAAGCUGGCACAGCAGUACUACCUGACCUACCACGAGACUAUUCCGACGGCACAGCUUGUACAACGGGUGGCUUAUAUUAUGCAGGAAUAUACGCAGUCUGGUGGUGUCCGACCAUUUGGAGUGUCGCUGCUCAUAGCCGGAUGGGAUGAGGGACGAGGCUACCUCUUUCAGUGUGACCCUUCCGGUGCAUAUUUUGCGUGGAAGGCAACGGCCAUGGGUAAGAACCACGUCAAUGGGAAGACUUUCCUGGAAAAAAGGUACACCGAGGAACUGGAACUUGAGGACGCUGUUCACACGGCCAUCUUAACGCUGAAAGAGGGCUUCGAAGGCCAGAUGACAGCUGACAACAUUGAGAUCGGCAUCUGCAACAAGGAAGGCUUCCGUCGCCUGAGCCCCAGUGAAGUCAAGGACUACCUGGCCAACAUCGCGUAAACUGUCACUCGUGAAAUAAAAUUGUUGCUAAUUUUGCUAAUGCGAA